AUGCCUCAAAUGGAUACCCCUCCAUGGAUGUCUCAAUCUUUUGAUGUGUGGUUCCGUUCGCCCCGUGGACUGGUGCAUAAUAUCCUUGAAAACCCAGAAUUCAAGAAUGAAGUCGACUACACACCAUUGAGGGAGUUUGAUCACGAUGGAAAACAGAAAUGGCGGAACUUCAUGUCUGGCAGCUGGGCCUGGAAACAGGCUGACAAAAUAGCAGAGGAUCCACAAACUCACGGUUCCAUGUUAGUCCCUGUAAUUCUUGGGAGUGAUAAGACCACUGUCUCAGUUGCAACUAGACAGAACAAAUAUUAUCCACUCUAUCUUUCAAUUGGAAACAUUCAUAACAAUGUUCGUUGUGCCCACAAAAACGGCGUUGUAUUAGUAGGAUGUUUGGCCAUCCCAAAAACCGACAAGAAAUACAGCAAUAAUGAUAAGUUCUGCAAGUUCCGCCGCCAACUUUUCCAUACAUCAUUAGCUUUUAUCCUUCAGGAUAUUUGGCCAGGAAUGACCAGUCCCAAGGUAGCACGAUGCCCUGAUCAACAUCUCCGACGAGUCAUUUUGGGGCUUGGACCAUAUAUAGCUGAUUACCCAGAACAAGCAUUGCCGGCUCGUAUUGUCCAGGGAUGGUGUCCACGCUGUACAGCGCUACCAACCAACCUUGAUGGAGAAGGCAAAAGACGUUCAGAAGAGCAUAUAGAAGCCCUUGUCAAUUGUUUAGAUUUAGGUGUAUUAUGGGAUGAGUAUGGCAUUGUAGGGGACCUGGUAUCUUUUACCAAUGACUUUCCACGCGCUGAUAUUAAUGAGCUCUUGGCUCCCGACUUACUUCAUCAGUUCAUCAAGGGUACCUUCAAGGAUCAUCUAGUCACCUGGGUCGAAGAAUAUAUCACACAAAAUUAUAGCUCAACUCGUGCAAACGAAAUACUAGACGAUAUUGACCAAAGAAUUGCUUCGGCACCUUAUUUUUCAGGUUUGCGCCGCUUCCCUCAAGGCCAUGGAUUCAAACAGUGGACUGGAGACGAAUCAAAAGCACUAAUGAAGGUUUACCUUCCAGCCAUUGAAGGACAUGUCCCCCCUGACAUAGUACGCACAUUCAAAGAUACAAGACACCCUCAGCAAAUUUCAUCGAUACCAAACAAUAUUUCAAAAUCUUGGUGUCAGGCCAACCAGGUUUUCUCUACCGCGUCAGCACUCAAUGACGCACUACUACCGCCUCAUUCAAGUGCUGUUAAGAAGCCCUGGUGUCGCUCGAGCAAGAACAAAGCCCUCGGCCAAAUGCUACUUAUUAACCAGAGGCUAGAUAAACUUGCAGCAUCCCGGAUUUCCUUCACCAGCCGAGGGAUGUUAUCUGGUACGGUUCUCUCUGAUACAUAUAUCCAGGCUGGCUUGCUAGAUGUUCCCGGCCAUCAUCAGCUCAUGAUCAAUGCCAACACUGACUCAAAUGCUGUUAAUGGCAACCAUAAUGAGGGCGGCCCUGUACCAGGACGCACAACUACUAGCCAUGUAGAACUAGGAAGAUGA
Serpula lacrymans var. lacrymans S7.9 is the source of this 1515-nucleotide messenger RNA. RefSeq lists its product as uncharacterized. The record is from RefSeq and is a predicted model, not a curated record. Bases 1 to 1515 code for a protein of 504 amino acids. Lineage: Eukaryota; Fungi; Basidiomycota; Agaricomycetes; Boletales; Serpulaceae. The transcript is spliced from 9 exons.